UAACUUCCAUGGUAUUUUUUUUAUCUGCACUGUUUCUUUCUUUCUAUCUUUUGCAUCAGUAACUUCUGUUUUUUUUUAAUUUAUUUUUUUAUCUGCACCGUUUCUUUUUUUAUUUGCAUCAGUAACUUUCGUUGUGGUUUCUCUCUUUUAAAAAAAAAAUAUAUAUAUAUAUUUUUUUUAUUAUUAUUUAUUUAUUUUUUAUUUGCAGCAGUGGCGGCUCUCGGCCACCGUAGGUUCGUACACUAGUGUUUUCUUGUCCUCCUCCCACAGAAACACUCUGUGGUGAUGUUUGUGGGAAAUCUGCAGGUUGCAUACACAGUCACAGUCACACCCUCUCAGCCCCGCGCGUGUGUGUGUGUGUGUGUGUGUGUGUGUGUGUUUAAGUGUUGUCCAGCCCCCCUGCCCCUCUCUGGGGUCGUCAGUUCGGCCCCCUCUCUCCUCUCAUUGGUCUCCUCAGUUUCUCCUUCAUGACUUCUUCUCGGGUUUUCGUCGACAGAAGCUCCAGAGAAACGUGGUCGGUCAGAAGUUGUUGAAGUAUCAGAGCAGACUCUCUCCUCACAGACAGAUCUGUGAGUUUAUUACAGAUUAUCCUCUGAAGACAAAAACAGGAGACACUGUGGGUUAGGCUUCUUCUCACAGAGGGACGCGCAGAGCCGGACUGCAGGAACCUUCAGUCCUCUCCUGGACUGUCAGCAUGGUAAGUCCUCCUCUCUGACUCUUCAGUACCCUCUCCAGUCCUCCUGUGUCUCUGUCUGUCCGGACUGUUUCUCUCUGAACUUCUUGGUCCGUUAUUAAUGAAACUUGACGGUCUGACUUUAAUCUCCUCUGAACAGCUGAUUUCCUGCACAGCAGCAGAACUUAUCAUGAAGUUUCACACAUGAGGUUAUCAGUCUUUCUGCCAGGAGACUUCUGUAUCAAAAACAUGCAAUAAAAACACAGCAGCAGUAUAAUAAAGUAGACACACAGCUGCACAGUAAAGCUGAGAGAGUUGUAGAUUUAUUCUCUGAGUAUAAAUGCAGCUGAUCAUUCCUCCACUGUAAGAUUAUUGUGAAGAUCUAACCUGAUCACCUCUCUGUCCUCGAACACUGAAUAUCAGAGACACUGAGUCCCAAACUCAGACAGUAUUAUUUCACUAUUUCACCUAAAAUCAUCUUAAACCAUAAAAACACAAACACACACGUGACAGAUUAAAAUACGACAGGAGGAGUUUUUAACGGAAAUAAGAAUAAAGAGAGAGAGUGUGUUCAUGAUUGAUGGCUGCACAGGUUAUGUAAUAGUUGUGUGUGUGUGUGUGUGUGUGUGUGUGUGUGUGUGUGUGUGUGUGUGUGUGUGUGUGUGUGUGUGUGUGUGUGUGUGUGUGCGUGUACAUGUCGUUGGCCCGUCUCCCUGCUGUAUUUAAUGUUUGCAGAUCUCUGUUACUGAAACCUGUUUCUUUAGUGUGAGAUCAAAUAUAAAACAGAUCUGAAGUAGGCUGGGCGAUAUGUGAAAACUUAAAUCACGAUUAUAGAUGGGAACUGAUAAGAUUUUCUCGAUAUCGAUGCCAUUAUUGAUUCUGCUUAUCGAUUCAAUUCUUUAACGAUUCCCUUAUCAAUGCCUUUCUUUGAGUUAUAAAAAAAAAGUAAAUAAAAAUUUUUCAACGUUAACUCAAAAAUUUUAAUGGGUCUCUGAUAACUAAAAAUAAUCAAACAACAAACUGUUAGUACAGCGUUUACUUCAUUCGGUAUUAAGUCAAAUUAGAGAGACCAUAUCCUGGAUCCUCAAAAUGAGGACAUUACUAAGCGGAGUCAAACCUUUGAGGGUUUUUUGGGUCGGGUCGAGUGUUUUAGACGUGUUUCUAACUCAGUCAGUCCAAGUCUAGCAUGUAUUGUGCUUAUGUAAACACAGGACAUAUGUACCUUCCAUGCUGUUUCUGAGAUGGAACAGCAGCGGCUGACGACCAGAAGAAAGGAAUCAUUAAAGGAAUCGUUAAGAUGAAAUGAAAACGAUGUCAAUGAUUGAACCAUUUAGAACCACUCAGCAGUUCUUUUGAACGAAUCGUUCAUGAACGACACAAACACUAAUGGUUUGGUAUUCCCCGACUUUGUGAGAACAUGUCCUCGACAUAAUUUACAGUCCACAUUACUCUGCUUCAUGUCCGACCUCCAAAAACCAAAAUACCUCCACACCACCGACGUUUUCCUAACGCCAGUGUUGUGGUUGACAUUGAUGUGGUCAUCUGUUGAGCCUUCAUGGUCAUUUCUGUCGGGGGUAGCACUCAUUUUCUUUGUUUCUCACCAACAGUGCUGUCGGCUUCACCUGUUAAAGUGCUAUGGUUGGGUGGAGCUGCUGUCUGCUACGACGCAGCAGUUGGUUGAUACUUGGUUCUAAUUCAGAACAUGAUUGGUUCAGACCCGGAGACACUCCCCUUUUCAUUGGCUGUUCGUAUAGUCGACCAAAACAUGGAAGAACGCAGACUAUCGAAAAGGACAUUGACCAUGUUUGAUAUAUAUCAUUAUCGUUUUAUUGCUCAGCCCUAAUCUGAGGUUCUAACUCUCAUUAUGAAAGGUGUGAUUGUUGGGUUUCCUCUGUGGCUCACACACAGAUGUAGUCCAGUCCUGUUUCGGUUGAUCACCUCCUACAGAGAAAAAAAAACUGGCUCUCUCUCAAAGGUGACGUAUGUCGGUGUGGAUCUGCGUUUGUGAGAGGCUCUUUAUUCCGAGUGUUUAUGGAGGUCUGGAGUGUCUGUAAGCAGGAGCGGGGUGUUAGAGCGUCUUUAAAACAUCUGUAUGUAAACUCAUAAAACCGCUCCAUACAUGCUGUGUGUAUAUAUAUGUGUGUGUAUAUGUGUGUGUGUGUGAUUCUGACUGAUGACUCUUUGUGGUUUAAGGGAGGAUACAAACUGUUGGGUAACAGCUCUGACACACAGAUCUGUAGGUUUGGGGGCAGGAAGAACAAAAACAUCUUUAGUUUAUCUCUGAGAAACACUUCCUGUCACAGCCGCCGCCGCCGCCAAAGUACCGCUUUGGUACUUUAGAGAAACCUGAAUGUGGUCUGAGGAUCGGAGACAUAAAUAAGUGACAUUUACUAGUUUACAUGUUCAGAUCUCUUUAGAGCUCCUGUGAGGAGGUUUUUGACAUGAAACCGACUUAAAUCCAUGUUGAUGCUUUUUCAUGAUAAGACCAUUAUCUGAAGACUGACUCGUUUUAUAGAGUGACUUUGAACGCCUCCAACCAGAAUCAGAGGGCAGGUGUUUAUUUGUCAGGAGAUACGACUAAGAGACAAAAUAAAGAGACUGUUUUUAUUGAUGCUGAAAGUUUCUCUGGAGUUUGAAGAUGUUCGAUCAUCAUCGUAUUUAUUUAUUUUUAAAUGUUCUGAACUGAAAUACAAACUGAGUUUUCAUGUCUUUACUGUGAAAUAUUUUCCUCUGCACAAACUCAGACUCUGUUUUGAUUUCACUACCUGGAGAUAAAACUCUCCGACUGCAGUUAUUUAUAGUUUUAUCUGAUAUCAUGAAUGUGUACUCGUAGUACAAAUACACGGCAGUAUUUACGGUGUAAAUACAGAGUAAAGUAAACAGGCAUCUUUGUGAAGACAAGCGUUAGAUGACAUGUUUUAUUUAACGUGUGUGAGUGGAAUAGAAAAAAUAAGAGUCCUGUGUGUGUGUGUGUGUGUGUGUGUGUGUGUGUAUACACUCUAUGAAGGGGGCUCUGGGGUAGGAAGUUAAAUCCGGGUUAUCUAAGUAUAGAAAAGACUGAAAUAGUCGGGUAGGCCACCUUUACUGAAGGGGACAGGACCUGAAGUGUUUCCAGCUCCACAGCAGUUCAAGUGUUCAAGUCAGAUCUGUGAUCAAUACAUCAGAGUGGAAAAACAAUAAAUUAUUUUUUCUUCCUAUCGAUCUAAAAGUGAGUUUAUUAUGAUGUUUGUAAAGUUAACCUUACUCAGUGUAAAGUCGUAGAAAAGUGGCUGAUAUAAACUCAGAAAACUAAUACAGCUGGUGUUGGGUUCAUUAAAACUCGAUCAUUAAUUGUUGAUCACUUUUCUGAUCAAACAGCUGAUUAUUGGUUUAUCAGAGAUGUGAGACCUCCACUCCUGACUCCAUCAGUCUUUAAAACAUUGAAAUAAACUUUAGUACCCCCCGUUUCUCUCUCCUGCUACUACUUUAUAUCCACCACAUGGUCUGCCGGACCACCUCAGCACCGCCCAGAGAGUGGACCAAUGUGAACCUAACACCUCCCGCAGGGUUCCCCCACCCACUCCACCCACAUGUCACCCAAGACCCUUCCUCCUCCUUCACUGGGGGGUCUGCCUACUGGCUGCUGCUCCCCCCCUAUCAUGAAUAUUUUUGUCUCUCUGCAUGUGUCAAUGUUUUUUUCUGGAGUCACCUGACUCAUCUGGACGUGCGUCUCGUCCUUCUCUGGGUUACACCUCCUGUAAUUUUCCGUUCUCUCCAGCUGAUAGCGGCGCUGAAACCACAAAUCAUCCAGAUGGGUCGUAUCUGAAAGACGGCUGGACCUCGCUUUGGCCGUUUUGGAUCUUGUCCACUUCUCUGAGUUUAUGUUGUCGGUGAUGUGAUGCUCAUGGAGGAGUGAAACCUGACUUUAGGUUAUUUUCAGCCUCACUGUACUUGGCCUCAGCCGUGAUUUACAAUCAAACCAGUCAGUAUAGACAGAGAAGUUAAUGUGGAGAGACGAUUGUAAGUUAGUUCAGAUCAUUUUAGAGAAUUUCAAAGACAAAAGUGAAAAAGAAAAGACGUUUAAAUACAAAACUACAACUAAAACGAAACAAACAGACAUCAGAAUCAGAGAUACUUUAAUAAUCCUCAGGGGGAAAUUGCUCAAAGUGAAUAAAACAAAUACAAUUAAAAUGAAUACAGCAGCAGCUUUACUGUUGAGUUUGCAUUAGUUUUAAUGACCGACCACAGCUCUGCUUUAGCUGUCUGAGAGCGAGACUAAAAAUACAACUGAAAGCUCUGCCUUCAGGUUAGAUACAUCAUUUCCUGUUUUGUUAAAGCCACUUAAACUCAGAGUCUGAACUUGUGGUAAAAUGUUCACACAAAGUUAAUGAAGGCGGAUUCGUCCUCGGUCACACAUUUGUAGGUUUGGAGAAGUUGUUGGUCGAGCAGCAGCUGCGACUGUGUAGCAACAGUUGUUGUUCUCAUAUGAACCUAAUGUAAACGGAGAUGUGUCAGUGUGCAUGUGUAAUUAAAGCACAUAGUGUAGGGUAUCUCUGGCGCUUUGUCAGUGGGCGGAGCUAAGACUGAUAAAGUUAUAGUCUGCAGGAAUGACCAUAACUGUGCGUUAGUUAAACAGCUUUAAUAGACAGAAAUAGAAAUUUUAUUACACUUGUUCCCAAUAGGUGGCGCUAUAACUGUUAUUACAGUUGAUAAUAGAGGGCGCUGUUCUCAGAGUGGCUUCACCCAGAGAGGAGGCAGACGGCGUCCAUUCUAGAUACAGUCUAUGGUGCUGAGCAGAGGACCCGACAGUGUCCCCCUAACAUCCUCAGAGCGGUUCUGAUGACUUCAGAAUUCGUAGGAAGGUUCGGUGAUGUCACAGAUGUUCCCGGACUGUUCCAGUAUGUUUACAAAUGUCCAAAAUUUUCUAAAACGUUCCGGAAUGUUCUUGAUCUUUUAGAAUGUCUUUGAUUUUACAGAAUGUUAUUGAUCUUUUAGAAUGUCUUUGAUGUUACUGAAUGUUUGGUGAUAUUCUAGAAAAUGGGUGUCAAAGUCAAAUGGACGGAGGGCCAAAUAAAAAAUUUAGCUACAAGCCGAGGGCCGGACUGAUCGAAUGUUCAUUGAAAACUUUUUAAAUGACCCAUAUAGUCUAGUGAACCUAAUUGAACCUACUGAAAACCUAACAAAUAUAUUCCAAUAUGAUCAGAUAAAUAAAGCUAUAUUUUCUUAUGGCUCUGUCAGUAAUCUUUAAUUUUCAACAGACACAAAAGACAAAUUUCCAGUAGUGUUGUACGCUUCGGCCAGAGAGUCAUUGUGAUGACGCUCGCUCAAACAGCGUAUCCCUCGGGUGAGCACCAUCCUUGUACACCCAUGGCUGUAUCAGGUGUCAAUCAUAGGAAACAGUCUAUGCUCUGAUGGCUGUAAAUCACUAAAAAUGACUCCUGUUGGAUUUUUGUAGGUCUUAGCAUCACAAACAUAUAUUAUAUUGUGUAUAUAUAUAUAUAUAUAUAUAUAUAUAUAUAUAUGCAUGCCCAAUGUCAGAAAUGUAGUUGGAAGUGACCUCUAUAUGGACCCCUUUUUGGGGGUCCAAUGAAGCCACGUUGGACCCACUCGCACAAGACCCAUUAGAUAUUAAAGUUUUAUCACCAGACCUGCUGUGUGUGCAGCGUUUGGUGAAUUUUGGGGUCCUGUUUAAGACCCCGAGUGAGAGAUUUAUUGUGUAAAUGAAAGAAUCCUAAUCCUCAGGGUCUCCUCACUAGUUUAAAUGCUGUAUGUGAAUAUCUCAGAAUAAAUGGUUGAAUAAUAGCUCAGGUAGUAGAAGAACUUUUGAUUCCAUGAAACCUCCAGGAUAAAAAUGUUUGACUUCUGGAUUCUAGUUCACAGGAUUCUGUCCGGUUCUGAGAGUCUCAGCGGACCAGAACCAGCCUGUUUAUUUAAGGACCGCAGCCUGAGUUAUGGCACACGUGUGUUAAAGCUGUGUUUACAGACAGCAGAGUUUCCAACACACCUUUUCCUCUCACCUCUCGGCGGUCUCGGUUCUGUCCCAUCGGGUUUCUUCACAUGUGGUCGUAGAGCGCGGUGGUUUCUGGGAGAUGAGAGGUUUGGCUCAGUGGGUUAGAGGAAUGUGAAACGGACAUACGAACGCCGGCAUCAUUCACAUGUCUCUGUGUGGUCAUGACCUUUCUUACCUUACUUAUUUUUCUGAACGUGCUUGACUGAAAUAUUUACCCCUCCUCAGAGAACACGUCAGAACUCAUGUGGACUCGAACUGUAAGUUUUUGUCUCCUUGUUUUCUCGUUUUACUUCUUUGUCUUUCUGUCAGACGGAGAAACCGCCGCUGGACAGCAGCGAGGACAGGGCCUGGCUCGGCGAAGGCCACUCUGAGACUCAGCUCGCUGACGUGAACGGGGCGGAUGAAGCUGGUGACGACCGGCCAGCAUGGGACUCUAAGAUCCAGUAUGUGUUGGCCCAGGUGGGCUUCAGCGUGGGCUUAGGGAAUGUGUGGAGGUUCCCCUACCUCUGUCACCAGAAUGGAGGAGGUGGGUGUGUCUUUAAGGAGGGGCUGUUAUAUUUUAACAACAAAUAUGAAGUUAGAGUGAAGUGCGGCCAUAUUUCUUUAUUCUUUUUUAUUUUUAUCAGGCAGAAAUAAAAUGAGUCCGAUCACAGUCACACAUCUGUGCCAAACAAACAAACAUUCCCAAUCAGACCAACAUCUUCUCCCGUCUAUUACUCUCCCUUGUUUGAUGUUUCUUCUUCCAUCCAAAUUCAGCUCGGUGAAUUUGUGUUUUUCCGCUGUAAUUUACAGAAAUCUUCCCAUUCUUCCUCAGAUAGGACCAAAUCUCCCUCCUUUCCCAUCAACAUUUAAUAUGAAGGAUGUUGGAAUUCGAGAGUCUUGAAAACUUUUAUAAAAUCUAGAUCUUAAUUUCUUUCCACUCCCAGAUUUAUAAAUUGAUCAAUUGUCAAGAUUGAAUGUAAUCGAUGUCUCACUUGAAGAUAUCUGAAAAAAACAUAUUCCUUUUUGAGAUUAUCCGAACUCUUCACUGACCCGUCGUCCAGGAAGCAGCAAUAAACCAUAAGACCUUUUUCCAUCCAUAUUUUAAUCGACUGUCUGUCCUAUUUGGAAUAAAAUUCAUGUCUUAUGUAAACCAACCUAAUAUUUCACCUGCACCCUUUCAAUUGUAUUUCUUCACUAUUUUGCACUCUCUGGUUUUUAGUCUUGUUUUUAUCCAGGGGUUGUUUUCAUUUGUAAGACUGUCCUAAGUGUCCUCAAGUAGCAUGCAACAGUGGAGGAGUCCUCUAGAGAGCUUGACUCUGUUAUAAAAGGCCUUAAAAAGCUGAAAUCAAGUGUUUCUGAGGUUUUCAGAGGAACUCCUCUGAGCUCAUUAAAAGAGUUUUUUCUUCAACUUUAAUCAAAGUUAAUAAAAGGAUUCUGUAAAAACUGAGAAUGAGCGGAAUAACCCUUUAAAAAAAAGAUGUUUGAUUUACGAUCAAACUUGAAUGAAGAUAGAGGACGUCAGCUUUUUUUAAAGGAUUAAAUAUGAUAAUCAGAGUGGCAGAGGUCUAUUGAUCGAUCAGUUUUUAUCUCUCUCUCUCUCUCUCUGUCUCUCUCUCUCUCUCCAUGUAGGGGCGUUCAUGCUGCUCUAUGUUUUCCUCCUGCUGAUUGUCGGUGUUCCUCUGUUUUUCAUGGAGCUGGCGGCCGGCCAGAGUAUCCGCCAGGGAAGCAUCGGCGUUUGGAAACACAUCUCCCCAAAGCUGGCCGGGAUCGGCUAUUCCAGCUGCAUUGUGAGGCUUCGCUUCGUUUCACGUUGGUUCUGUUGGAUUUUCUCCAUUUGGACCGAAAAGUUCUUCUUCUCUCCGUUCUGUUCAAGUUUAAAGGGAGGAGGCAGGAAAAUCAGUCUUUCUGCCUUUUUUAUUUGGAGUAUCUAAACUUGGAGCAGUCCUCCGGAGAGAAGGGUUGAUGUUUUCUCACACAUGUCAGCAGAGCGAUUAACUGGAACUCAGAGUAUCCCUGUGAGGGCGGCGGUGGCGGCGGUGGCGGUGGUGGCGGUUUGGUAGUUGCUGCUGCUGUUUCAUGGUCAGGUUUCAGAGAUCAUAAAUGCUCUGAUUUAAGAAUAAAAACAUUUUUACACUCGUAUUUCCACCUUCAGCUGCUCCAUUAAUCAGAAAAAAAGACGUCCACGUUACACAACUCUCUGAACAACUGUGUUUUACGAGCGGCCGUGCUCCUGUGUGUGUGUUUAGUUAAGACAGGGCGAUGAUGACAUCCUGCCAUGCUGUAAUGUGAGAGAGGCAGCGCGCUUACUGCUGCCAGUGUGUCGUUGCAAAACAGUUUUUCAGCCGAGGGGACGAGGCAAACUCAGAGUGGACAAGAACUUUCUGUGCACACACACGGCAAACAGACGUACACUUGUCCUCUCAGGUGUUUUUUUUAGACCUGUUUCUUUGCCUAAAGGCCGCGCCGCUCUGCUGGUCCCAGUUAAUGACUGAGUCUCAAUUUGUAACUCAACAUUUCCCAUCAAGCUUUGCAUCGUCAAACAUUUUAGUUUUCCAUGCAUUCAUUUAAAAAAAAAAAAGCUUUCUGACCUUGAAUAAACUUUUAUCUUCACCAUCAUCGCUCGGUGCAGCACAGGCUCCGCCCUCUCUGUGAAGUAAAUCCUUCGUCACCUCUCUGUUUCCGCCCAGGUCUGUUUUUACGUGGGACUCUACUACAACGUGAUCAUCGCCUGGAGUUUGUUCUACAUGGGGAACUCUUUCCAGUACCCUCUGCCGUGGGAGCAGUGUCCGAUCGAUGUGACCACCAACGACACAGGUACUGACCCGGCUGUGACGCUGAUCCAAAUAAGACCAUGUGAGCGAUACUUAGACGUGUUUGUCCUGAAUCGACAGUGAAGGAGUGUGCCGGCUCCUCCCCGACGUCGUAUUUCUGGUUCCGUAAAGCGCUGAACAUCACCAACUCCAUCGAAGAAUCAGGAGAGUUCAACUCCAUCAUGACGGGCUGUCUGCUGGCCGCCUGGACCAUCGUGUCGCUGGCUAUGAUUAAGGGCAUCAAGUCCUCGGCCAAGGUAAAGUCGACUCCACGUCUACUUAAAUGGACUCACUUCCUGACAGUCCACCACGGCUCCGCCCCAAACAUGAAACCCCUCCCUGUUUCUUCUCUCCAAACCUCAGGUCAUGUACUUCUCCUCGGUCUUUCCCUACGUGGUGCUCUUUAUCUUCCUCAUCCGAGGGUUGAUGUUGGACGGGGCGAUCGAUGGGAUCACCUUCAUGUUUUACCCCAAAGUAAGAAUCAUGAGUUUAUUAAACGUCAUUUUUUACAGACUGACUGAGACCUCAUUUCGUGGUUUUGUUGUUGUUUCUCAGCUGGAGAUCUGGGGUAACGUUCAGGUGUGGCGUCAGGCUGCGACUCAGGUCUUCUUCGCCCUCGGACUGGGCUACGGCUCCGUUAUCGCGUAUUCCUCCUACAACCCGGUCCACAACAACUGCCACCGAGACGCUCUGAUGGUCUCCGGCAUCAACUUCAUGACCUCCGUCCUGGCCUCAAUGGUGGUUUUUGUGGUGCUGGGUUUCCGGGCCAAGAACAUCGCUGAGCGCUGCGUGGCGGAGUACGACUGUGUGGUUAUGAACAUUACGACACAAAUAUAAACAUAUAGGCACAAUAAAUACCUGAACACCAGCUCAUUUUUAGCUGAUUCACAGUGAGUGAAGUCGUUCAGUUUUCUCCCGUCAUCUUCUUCCAUUUUUCCGUAUUUCGUGCAGAAAUCUCGGUCUUCUAAACCUCAUGAUGUCUCAGGAAUCAAACCAGCCACUGGUCAAACUGGGAUGGCCUUGGAUCAGCACCACAGAUCCCAGCACCGUCGCUCUGGCUGACUACAGACAGUGGUACAGUCAGCACAGCUCCAUGAUGGGUCCAAACAUCACUGACUGCAGUCUGGAGGAGGAGAUGAAUAAGGUACCUCUGAAAUCCACCAUCUUUGACCGUCUCUCUUUAGAAUCCAGAUCCAGAUCAGGUGGUUUGAAAGUGGACGGUUUGUGACUCCCCUCCAGAUAAAAACAGACACGAGGCGUUCCUUUGGUUACAGGCAUUUAUUUCAGCUCCUUGGGUUCGAGCGUGCUCUGAGAACUAUAACAAUAUAAAGACAUAAUCUGAGUUUGUUAAACUCCAAUCCAAAAAUAAAACUCUUCAGCAACAAAUGAAUCUCAUGAAACACAACAUGUGUAAGAUCAACCUUACUACAUAACUGAAAAUGACAUAAACAGAACAGAAAUCAGCCUCAUGAAGUAACGUGAAUAAAAACUUCACUCAUUAGACACGCUCCACACAUUCCUCGUUGGCCACUUCAACUAAAAAGGAGAAAAACACGAUCUUAGGUCGUCUUAUCAUCUUCUUAACAGUGCUUCGCCCUCCGUCUCCAAUGAAUGUAUCAUGUGAACUGCUGACCUCUUCCUAGCAGGUGCUCUAAUUAGUGGACAAACCCUGGGUGUGUCACAACGACAACAAAAAAAGUCCUCCCUUAGCUCUUCAUCAUUUCUUCAUGGAAAUACAAUCAGACCGAGACGCUAAGACAGAAGAACUACCGCGUCUGUAAAAUGAUUAAUAUGGUGAUUAUUACUUCAAGGAAAUGAUAAAGAAAUGAUCAUAAAUGUUCUUCCUUGAGCUGCAGCACCCCGCUGUAGUCCGUAAUGGACUGGCCUGAGGUCUCGCUACAAACAAGCGUCUGCUGGAAGAGAGUAGGUGAGUUGUGUUUAGUCUCUUUGCUAAAGAAAUGAGUCAAAGUUAAAAAGAUGUUUGGUGUCUAGUACUAUGUCUGUGACCCUAUAUAUACUAACCUCAGUAGAUCAGGGUGUAGUUCCGUUCAGUAACAGAAUCUCAUUGGAAAAUUAGCUGAUUUAACUUUACUGUGCUCUUGUUCAAAUAUACUAACUCAACAGCACAUAAAUCUAUACCUGUUAACAAAAUCAUGAUUUUAUUGAUAAUUCGGCUCAAUAAAAACACCUUUACCUUUUCAUUUUACUACAGUAGAAGUUUAUUGGCCCAGCUUAUAGACUACAGAAGUGGAGAAACGCCCCGCUUAAGUUUGUUUUCUUAGGAGUUAGAACAACUCUGAAUAUAGUACUAUGACUGUGACCCUAUAUGUCCUGUUGAUGAAGUUAGGUGCUGUUCUGAGCAUUAUUUGUGGCUAUAGAGUGGCGUUUUGGUUGAGGUUUGUUUAUGGCUCCUCAGACCGCUGUGUAUUUCUAUCCUGCGGUCGUUACUAAAGUUGGUAUAACUAGAGAAGCAAGCGGUCGGCAACAUUCAUCUCUGGAGGGGGGGUCUAACUCGGUGUUACAGUGGGUUUGACCAUAAAGUAAUUAUGCUGGAAUAUCCCUUUAGUGCCCUGAAGAAGGACACGCUCUGCAUGUUUUGGUCCGUCUGAAUUUCACGCUCCUGUGUUUUUCAUUUUCUAAUCAAGUGUCACUGCAGGUAUCUUUAAGGCGGUGAACACCAGCUUCCUUUAAAAACAUGGAGGUGAACAUUUGAGUAGAGUAGUAGGCAGGAGGAGCGCUGCGGUUCCCAGGACUCCUGAGGAGUCUGAGCGGGUCUGUAAACUAUCCAGCUGGCGAGAAGAGGGAAACAUAUGGGACACAGUAUCCAGUAGUUUUGAGAGGAGAUGGAAUCAAGCUGUGAGAGAGGAGAGAAAGAAGAAACUAAAGAAACAGAAGACGUGUUAUCCAAGAGUGGUUACUUUACGAGAAAGAUGUUUUACGCUCAAAAACAGACGUGGGAGGAGGAGGAGGAGGAGGAGAAGGACGAAGAGAAGGAGGAGGAGGAGGAAGGCGUUUUUGUGAAACUCCUGAUCUUAGAUGUAGAGAGCUGGUCCAGAACUAUAAUAAUAGAUUCUCCUCCUGCUGCAGCUUUGUUUCAUGUUCAGUCUGAUCUUCUGCAGCUGACCUCAGUCUUGUUGUCGUUUUUUCAGUAUUUUCAGGAUCUCUUCUUCAGACUCUCUCUCCUCUGUGUUUUCUCUCCUCCCAGGGCGUGGAGGGCACAGGCCUGGCGUUCAUCGCGUUCACCGAGGUGAUGGCCCUGUUCCCCGCCAGCCCCUUCUGGUCCACCCUGUUUUUCCUGAUGUUGCUCAACCUGGGGCUCAGCACCAUGUUUGGGACCAUGCAGGGGAUCCUCACUCCGCUCAUGGAUAACUUCAGCAUCCUGGGCCGCCAUCGGACUCUGCUUACUGGUAACAAGAACUUCCUGUUUAUUUUCAUCGACUAAAUUCUUAAACUGAGAGAAAACUUGGGCAGGUCUUCUUGGACAUAGAAACAUCUCCAUCAUUCACUGGUUUUCUUGGCUCCUCAGUGUCCAGCUGUGGUCUGGGGUUCUUGAUCGGACUGGUCUUUACACAACGCUCUGGAAACUACUUUGUGACGAUGUUUGACGACUACUCUGCGACCCUCCCGCUGGUCAUUGUGGUCAUCUUUGAGACGAUCAGUGUGGCGUGGGUUUAUGGAACUGAUCGGUGAGAAAAUAACUCUUAUUUUUAACCAAACACUUUAUUUACAUUUAUGCACCUCACACACAGAAACUCUCCCUCACUGCAGGUUUCUGGAUGACAUUGAAGUGAUGCUCAACUGGCGCCCCCCAGUGGUUUAUAAGUAUCUUUGGAAGUAUGUUUGCUUGCUGGCGAUGGUCGGUCUUUUGGCAGCCAGUUUGUUACGUAUGGUCUUCAAGAGACCCACGUACACGGCCUGGAACCAGAACACAGUGAGAUCACACACACACACACACGCACACACACACACACACACACGCACACACACGCACACACACACACACAGAAAGACUUCAUUCAGGAACAGCUUGUUUUAUGUCACAUGAACUCUGAGAUUUUGCUUCAUAGAUUUGUUCUCUUCUUUGUUCAUAAACUUAUUUUAAAAAAUGUUUUCAUUUGGUCUCUGAAUAUUUUUCUCUGCAUUAAAACCUUUCUGGUUGGUUUCUACUGUCCGAUAUUGUAGCACGCUAACUUUGUUUGGGCUCCUGAACGACACGGGGGAGCAGCGUCUGCCUCACAACCAAUCAGGUUAGAGGAGGUGGAGAACGGCUUUGUUUACAGUCAGAAAGAGCGGACCGCUCAAAAAUGUUCAAAUGUUGACGACACAGACAUAACAGAACACAGAGAUAUCGAUAUAUUACCAAAGGUCAUCAAUAACUAAUAACUAUUGACUGAUAUUAGAAGAUUUAUGUAUUAAAAGCACAAAAAAAGAUGCUUCUUUCAUGGAUUCUUGCACACCCCACCUUUACUGUUGUUUAAAGUAUUUUUUGUUCCUUUUUUUAAACUUUAACUGAUGGUUGACUCUUCCCCACCCUCUCAUUUUCUCUUUUCAGGCCUCGGAGAUGACCCUGGAGUACCCGGGCUGGGCCCUGGCCAUGAUCAUCAUACUCUUGGUCUUCGCCUGCCUCCCUAUGCCGAUUGGCUACAUCAUCUCCAUGGUGAAAACCCACAGGGGGCGUGACGGCCGCUCCGAGGAGGGGGACAGCCCAGAGGUCCACCGUGAGUUGUACACCAAGUGCAGCUCCAUCGAGCAGCUGGAUCCUGACUCCCAUCACAGAGACGCUCCUGAGGAGGACAGCGCCCUCCUCCGGCCUGUCUUCCUCCCGCUGGGUCAUGAACUGUACCAGCUCCUUCCUCAGCAGGAGGAUGAAGAUGAGGAGCAGGAUACGGGGGUGUGAGCCCGGCUGUUUUUGGGAAGAGAAAACUGUCAAUUGUCGAAUCUCCCAAAGUGUUAGAGCAGGACGCUGCAGACGGAAGAGAGAGCGGUCAAACAACAAUAUUCUCAAUCUGACGAUGAUCAGCAGACUCUAUGCUGAUCAAGUGUUGUAACUAUUUAUAUAUCAUGUAUAUAGCUAGUUAAAGUUUUUUAGAUUUUUGUGGUUAUGAAACUACAACUCCUCCUUUCGGUUAUUUUCUGAAUCUCGAUCAGAAACACUCCCGAACACACACCGAAGGAGAAGCUGCUAUUAUUUUGUGAAUAAGGGAAUUUAUGUAAAGAUGUCAGUUAGAGCGGCGACCGAGCGGCCCCCAGCAUGUCCAAACGGCUUGGUCUCAUCUCCAUUUGCUCGCCUUUCUCUGUGAAAGGUGAAGUAAGUAAGGCGGCGACAGAUGUAUAAACCUUUUAAAAAAGGGUGUUUUCGGUCCACUGUGACGUAUUUGCAUGUAUGUGAAAGUGUUUGUGUGUUUCUUUGUGUUUGAGUUUGUAUUUUUUUAUGUGAAAGAGUUUGGAUGUCAGUAAAAAGACUUUAUUUUGCCUUGUAUUUGUAAUAUUUGACCUCCUUAGACCUCAGAAAUGUUUUUACUUAAUGUGCUGACAGUGUAGCAGUGUUGUAUAAGUGAGGAUUUCAAUAAAACCUCUAAAUGGCAGCAAAAUAA
Molecule: messenger RNA, 15048 nt
Organism: Xyrichtys novacula (pearly razorfish)
Lineage: Eukaryota; Metazoa; Chordata; Actinopteri; Labriformes; Labridae
Source: the annotation of a GenBank genome assembly